GCCCGAGUGGGGGUUUGAAGAGACCUUUACCAGCCCUUCUUCUCUUUCAAUUUAUAGGUCCUCCAUAUACACACCCACCCACCUACACAUAGACAGCGGGAGCAGCAGCAGCAGCAGCAGGGCAAAGUAGACAAAGUCAGGAUGUGACAUCACCAACAGGAAGAGAAGCCAAACAACUUUUUCUCCCCUCACUGUGACUCCGUCUCUGCAGCCGAGGGAAGUUGGAGCCUCUCGGUCUGGCGUGGCCGGUGGGGAGGGAGAAUUUCCAACGGAGGGAGAAGACCCAGAGGGGCUCGAGAGGAGGGGAGGGUGGGGGGGGUACAGAGUGGCUGGAGCUGACCUCCACAGGGAAUUUGAAAGGAUCCAACGUCAAAAAUCAUUCCUGAAGUUCCCAUGACUUGCCAGCCUGACUCCAGACUCUCCAGGAUUUCAGCCAGGGACGGCCUCGCCAUCUGAAAACAAGCGCCCGUGCAAUCUUUGCAUGACAGACGCUGACCCCGCAUGACCUGAUUUCAGAGCUGCCACCAGCCUGCUUCCCUCGCUCAGGAAGGUCACCCUCUACAAAACUCAAAACUAAUCAUCAUUCUGGAGCGCUCAUUCUCCCCUUAUCUCGGGGGAAACGUCAAAGUCAAUGGCGUUGUGUCUUGGACAAGUGUUCAGCAAAGACAAAACAUUCAGGCCAAGGAAGCGGUUCGAGCCCGGCACCCAGCGAUUUGAGCUGUACAAGAAGGCCCAGGCCUCGCUCAAGUCCGGCCUGGACCUGAGGAAGGUGGUUCAGCUGCCAGAGGGAGAGAACAUCAAUGACUGGAUCGCCGUCCACGUGGUGGAUUUCUUCAACCGGAUCAACCUGAUCUACGGCACGAUGAGCGAGUACUGCACCGAGCGCACGUGUCCCAUCAUGUCCGGGGGGCUGAGGUACGAGUACAGGUGGCAGGACGGGGACGACUACAAGAAGCCCACCAAGCUGCCCGCCCUCAAGUACAUGAACCUGCUGAUGGACUGGAUCGAGUCCCUCAUCAACAAUGAGGACAUCUUCCCCACCAGAGUAGGUGUACCCUUCCCGAAAAACUUCCAGCAGGUGUGCAAGAAGAUCCUGAGCCGCCUCUUCAGAGUCUUCGUGCACGUUUACAUCCAUCACUUCGACAGCGUCUGCAGCAUGGGCGCAGAGGCCCACAUCAACACCUGCUACAAGCAUUACUACUACUUCAUCACAGAGUUCAACCUCAUCGAUCACUCUGAGCUGGAGCCCCUGAAAGCGAUGACGGAUAAGAUCUGCAAUUGAACAGAACCACAUGGACAAAGGAGUUUACAUUUCCGACGUUAUCUGAGCCCCGUGAAAAAACACCAGCUUCAAAGACACUCAAAACAAAGAACUUUUAGAUUUUUCUCAUAUAUUUGCAUGAGUGUUUUUUGUAACACACUUCUUCAGAUGGUGACGCUGUACUUUCACACGUGUGUUUACUUUACAGUGCAGUGAUGCCAUCUUUGUGGACUUUGUAUUGCUUUAUAAUACUGCAUGUCCUUAACCCUUUCCUUUACUGCAUGUAUGUUUGCGUCCGACCUUUUUUAUAAGUUUAGAUAUGCAUUGUUGAUUAUUUUUCGACCAAUCAAAGUUUGUAUUUUACUUGAUGUUUUUUCUAGUUUGAACUUGACAUAAAAAAUACAGCCUGAAAAUGACCAAAGA
Messenger RNA from Platichthys flesus (European flounder), 1684 nucleotides. RefSeq names its product MOB kinase activator 3C (gene mob3c). NCBI's taxonomy places the organism in Eukaryota, Metazoa, Chordata, Actinopteri, Pleuronectiformes, Pleuronectidae. Gene Ontology annotation, biological process: positive regulation of protein phosphorylation; signal transduction. Gene Ontology annotation, cellular component: cytoplasm; nucleus. The record is from RefSeq and is a predicted model, not a curated record. The transcript has 4 exons. Gene Ontology annotation, molecular function: protein kinase activator activity. The coding region runs from base 632 to 1282 and encodes 216 amino acids.